GUCGUUGGCUUUUUAAUAUGGCGAGUCCCGUCCAGCGUGUGUACUAAAGCCAAGCUGAAUACGUUUAAAGAGACUUAGAAAAUGUCUGAACUGACACAGAAUCAGUUUGAAUCGAGUGACGAUGAACUCCCAGAGGAGGUCGCCUUUGAUGCGUCCAAAAGUGUCGCUCUGAAGAGCGUUAAAGAUGCGCUGGAUGCAGCCAAAAGAGAAAAGAACCAGCUGAAGGAGAAGAGAAGAAAGAGACAACAGCUGUUUCAAGAGCAAAAGAAGCGAAAACUUCUUCCUCAAGAGCUCUUGGAGGAGUUUGAUACAGAACUCCAAAAACAGACAUAUCCAUCAGACAAUAAAGGAAUAAAGAAAAAUGUUUCAACAAAGCCAUCACACAACAAAAAAGAUGAGGAACAGGAGACCAGGACCAUGCCUAAGAAAACCUCAAAAAGUUUACCAGUCAGCUACAGAGUAAUGAGGAUAAAGGAUGAAUCUGAUGCCAAAUCACUGCAACAAAGGGCCAUGGACUUCGUUCAGUCGCGCCUUUAUGGAACAGGAACCAAAAGGACCACCAAUGCAGAGCUUCUGUCCCUCAAAAAGAAAAGAGGUGCGAGCCAAGGUGCAGCUGUGGAGUUUGCGAAUAAAAAAUUGGGUGCUUACAAAAAGGCGAGGAUUACAAGGUCCAACAAACGGUUUAUACGCCAGCAUAAACUGAUUCCUCUCUGAGACACAAAACAGGAGAAAGAACUGCUUAAUUAUGAGUUCAACACAUGAAAACCGUCACAUCUGGGGACGGCUUCCAUCAUCCAGCUGUUUUUGACCUUGUGGAUCAUAUUUUUCAAAAGGACACCUUUAUUUCAAAGCUUUUUUUUUGAGCCUUAUAGUUUUAAAAUAUUAAACCUUGUUAUAAAAUAAGAUUAAGUCAUUUAAAAAAAAUUACUUGCCGUACAAAUGAAAACUUAAAUUUACAUUCAGCUUCUGCCUCAAGUAAAAAUGUUUUAAGUUUAAAUAUUUACUGUACCCAUCAAUAAAUGUAAAACUGAUUCAAGGAUUAAUAA
Molecule: messenger RNA, 1046 nt
Organism: Carassius auratus (goldfish)
Lineage: Eukaryota; Metazoa; Chordata; Actinopteri; Cypriniformes; Cyprinidae
Product: nucleolar protein 7-like
Exons: 8
Coding region: 82-714 (210 amino acids)
Cellular component (GO): nucleus; nucleolus
Molecular function (GO): RNA binding
Source: RefSeq, a predicted model, not a curated record